Messenger RNA from Opisthorchis viverrini, 399 nucleotides. RefSeq lists its product as hypothetical. The record is from RefSeq and is a predicted model, not a curated record. The transcript has 2 exons. Bases 1 to 399 code for a protein of 132 amino acids. Lineage: Eukaryota; Metazoa; Platyhelminthes; Trematoda; Opisthorchiida; Opisthorchiidae.
AUGGGGCUGAAGUCCUCAGUCAGCGCUUGCCUGAUCUGUUUGCUUGCGUUUGGGAAAGGUAGUCUGUUCCAGGCACCUGGGAGAGUCGGUGAUAGUGCUCAUUUUCAAAAAGGGGCGCGGGCGGAAAUUGCCAAAGUCUAUCGUCUCAUCAGAGACGGAGCAAAGCCUCCCUUAUCCACUGCAUCACCACCGCCGCCGCAGUUUUACGGAACAUGCUAUGGAAGAAAAUGUCGACGGUACUUUUGCACUGUGUGUGGUUCACUUGCUACCACGAAUCUUCACAGUGGACAGGGCCAAAAUUAUGGACGGGAACAGCGUGCAGUCGAUUGGUUGUCCGGUACAACUCUGCCAGAUGCCAUAACACGAGCACAGCAGUUUCAUACUGAGCUACACAGAUAA